Maniola jurtina (meadow brown) is the source of this 3319-nucleotide messenger RNA. It is a transcript of the gene ssh, whose product is annotated as protein phosphatase Slingshot. The record is from RefSeq and is a predicted model, not a curated record. Gene Ontology annotation, cellular component: cytoplasm. Gene Ontology annotation, biological process: negative regulation of actin filament polymerization; actin cytoskeleton organization; protein dephosphorylation. Gene Ontology annotation, molecular function: protein tyrosine/serine/threonine phosphatase activity; actin binding. NCBI's taxonomy places the organism in Eukaryota, Metazoa, Arthropoda, Insecta, Lepidoptera, Nymphalidae.
UGUGAAGUGUGUGAAUUCCAAUGUGUUCUGUGGCUCACUGUGGCUGGCAAAUGGCAAUCAUAGAGUAAAGUAAUCUAAUGGCAAUAUGGCAAUGACCAAAACGUACUGAUGAAAUUAUAUUUUCGUUGUUCCGUGUUCGUAGAUUUAUUAAAAUAUUUUAAAUGAACACUAAGCAAAUUUGUUUGUUUCCUUGUCUCACCAUGAGUAUACAGAGAGUGUUUUUUCAAUCAGAUUUGUUUAUACUAUAUAUUUAGUGAUUCACUGAUUCAUCUGAAGAUUAGUAUUAUGACAAGUCGAUAUUAAAUUACUUUUAUGUUUGUGAUUGUGUAUUACUUUGAUAAUGAUUGGUUAGGAUUAAUGUGGUAUGGCACUUAUAACAAUUCAUCGUUCUCCGAGUGUGCAAACACCAAAGAAAACGGAUGAGGAAGAAAAAUCAACUGAAGCUUCAGAGGACGAUGCCGGGAAUCUUACCAGCAAGAGUCUCAAUGAGUGCUACUUCGCUAACAAGGGCGCGGCGCUGGUGCUGGGCAGUGCGGAGCGAGGCUGCGCGGACCGCCGCCGCUCGCCAGCACGGCCUCUUCCUCAACCUCACAUUCACAACCAUCUACAGUCUAUGUUUUAUUUGGUGCGCCCGGAGGAGACGCUCAAAAUGGCGGUGAAAUUGGAGAGCGCUCAUCCUGGGCGUACGCGGUAUUUGGUGGUGGUGUGUCGCGGCGACGAAGCCGCUCUGCUGGGCAUCGACUGCAAUGAGCGAACCACGGUCGGCCUUGUGCUGCGGGUGCUGGCGGACACCUCCAUCAAACUAGACGGAGAUGGAGGGUUUAGCGUGUGUGUGUGCAACCAGCAACAUAUCUUCAAGCCCGUAUCUGUGCAAGCCAUGUGGUCGGCGCUGCAGACGCUGCACCGCGCGAGUGCGCGCGCCCGCUCGCUCAACCACUUCGCGGGCGGCGCGUCGCACGCGUGGUGCGCGCACUACGAGCGCCGCGUGGACUCCGACCGCUCCUGUCUCAACGAGUGGCACGCCAUGGACUGCCUCGAGUCGCGUCGCCCGCCCUCGCCCGACUCGCUGCGGCUCAAGCCGCGCGAGAAAGACGAGACCGAGCGCGUGAUCCGCAGCACGCUGAAGGAGAUCAUGAUGAGCGUGGACCUCGACGAGGUGACGAGCAAGGCCAUCCGCAGCCGGCUCGAGGACGAGCUCGACAUGGACCUGGGCGAGCUCAAGUCCUUCAUCGACCAGGAGAUGCUCACCAUCCUGGGCCAGAUGGACGCGCCCACCGAGAUCUUCGACCACGUGUACCUCGGCUCCGAAUGGAAUGCGAGCAACUUGGAGGAGUUGCAAAGAAAUGGGGUCAGACAUAUACUCAACGUAACUAGAGAAAUAGACAAUUUUUUUCCUGGUAUGUUCGAUUACCUAAAUAUUAGAGUUUACGACGACGAAAAGACUGAUCUUCUAAAACACUGGGAUAAUACUUUUAAAUACAUAAAUAAGGCUAGGAAUGAAGGCUCGAAGGUUCUCGUGCACUGCAAGAUGGGCAUCAGCAGGUCCGCCUCCGUCGUCAUUGCCUACGCCAUGAAGGCGUUCAACUGGAACUUCGACAAGGCUCUCCGGCACGUCAAGGCGAAACGAAGCUGCAUCAAGCCGAACAACAACUUCCUGAACCAGCUCGAGACUUAUCAAGGAAUCCUGGACGCAAUGAAGAACAAAGAGAAAUUGCAGCGGUCGAAGUCCGAGACGAAUCUGAAGGCUCCCAAGUCGUCGUCUAAAUCGGAGAACAAAAUAAUGGACCCCACCCCUCUAGUAUUAGCUCUGACCGGGUCGUACACGGGCCGGCCGCGCUCCUGGUCGCCCGACUCCAAGCUCGCCGGCGAGCUGCUGCCGCCCACCUCCGUGUCGCUCGAGAACCUCGCCUCCGAGACGCGCCACAUGCUCAUGCCGUGCGCUGGCGGCUCCUACAGCGUGUCGCCCAACCAGAUCAUGCGCCUCAAGGAGCAGGGCGCGCCCAGCGUGCGCGUGCUGGUCCACGAGAUCGAACGUCGCGAGCCGCCGCGCCGCGCGCGCGCGCCCGACCGCAUCCACGCUUGGGACCCCGGGGAGGCGCCGUGGCCGCGUGGCGACAGUGACGAUAUAGUGAAGAGUGACAGUGGUAUGAUAGACGUUAAAUUAAAACCAUGCGACGCUUCGUACGAUCCGGUGGAGCGGCGGGGCGACGACGAGGCGCCGCCGCCAAGCCGACAGAGCUCCUGGAGCUCGUUCGACAGUGCGGUGGUGGUGGACCUAUCGCGCCACUCAUCAUGGGGCUCCGGCGACGCGCGCGCGCGCCCGCCGCCCGCGCCGCGCGACGAGCCUGCGCCCGAUCUCGCUGUGAUCCGCGAGCGCGCGCCGCCCGACCUCGCCGCCAACGAACGCAAGUUCAACGAGACCUGUGCCAUACUCGAGGAGCUGGCGCGCAUGGAGAGCGCGCGCGACCGCGGCGCCUCCACGUGGGGCGGCCGCCUGUCCGCCUCCGCGCCCGCUGACACGUGGCUGCGCGUGGGGCCGCGCCGGCGUCGCCUCGCCGCCGCCUCGCACGGCGACCUGCCGCGCGCUGCGCCCGCGCCUCGCCCGCCGCCCGCCGGCCUCGUCAGCAACCUCAAGAAGGAGUUCGAGGCGCGCUCGGCGACGCGCGCGCGGCCGCCCGCCUCGCCGCCCGCGCCUCCGCAGCCCGCCGAGGACCUGUCAGUGCGCGUGCUGGUGGGCCGCUACGACCAGCCGGGCCGGCCGCGCGAGGCGGGUGGCGAGCCGAGCCGCGCCAAGGCGCCGCACGAGUCGGUGUCGAAGAAGUGCAAGCUGACGGCGGAGAGCGAGGGCCGCGCGCGCUCGCGCACGUCGUACUGCGGGCCGCCGGGCGAGCGCCCUCCGGCGGCGCCCACCGUGGUAGCGCUCGCACCUCUGGACUACUCGAGUGUGGUGGUUUCAACUGUGAUGUCGAAAGCUCAAAACAAAAACAAUUGCAGCAUGGGAAAACCCAUCCGUUGACGAGGCUCAACUUGAACCGGUCAAAUAAUAGAUGUUCGAAUCCUGUGUAUAAUACUAUGUAGUAAUUAUGGUCCAAGAGCCAGUGGGAGGUGUUGUAACUUUAAGGUGUACUGAGUACCUCUCCAAAAUUUUCCACUGGCUCUCUGGCUAUUAGUAUUGUUUUAUUUAUUAUGAAUUCUUGCCAAACUGGAUAUUUUAUCUUUCUAGAGUUUUAUAUACUAUUUACAAAUGAAAUCACAGUGUAUUUGUCUAUCACAGUAAAUUGUAUAAACGCCUGUUUGUGAGUAGAGACUUUUAUAAUGA